This is a messenger RNA of Plasmodium gaboni, 783 nucleotides long. RefSeq names its product putative EMP1-like protein. The record is from RefSeq and is a predicted model, not a curated record. The annotation marks the transcript as partial. Gene Ontology annotation, molecular function: host cell surface receptor binding. Lineage: Eukaryota; Apicomplexa; Aconoidasida; Haemosporida; Plasmodiidae. The transcript has a single exon. Gene Ontology annotation, cellular component: membrane.
GUGUUGGUUCCUCCUAGAACACGACAUAUAUGUUUUACAGGUAUUAGAAGAUAUUAUGAUAGGAUUAAUGAUCAAAAUAUAUUUAAGGAACAUCUUCUUCAUGAUGCAUACAAUGAAGCCAAAAUGUUAUGGGAAAUAUAUAAUAAUAAUCAAAACAAAGCACUUGAAUCAAUUAAAUAUAGUUUUGCAGAUAUAGGAAAUAUUAUCAAAGGAGAUGAUAUGUUAAAUGACGAAUUGUCUGAAAAAAUGAAAAACAUAUUUCAUAGAAUAAACUCUAAAAAUACACAGAACACACAUGAUGGUAAUAAAUGGUGGCAUGAAAAUAAAGAAAAGGUUUGGAAUGUUAUGAUGUGCCAUUAUAAUGGCGAUGAAAAGGAUUAUAGAUGUACAGAAUAUAACGAUAUUGAUAAAAACCCUCAAUUUCUUCGAUGGUUAACUGAAUGGGCAAAAUUGUUCUGUGAUGAAAAACAAAAAGAAGCAGAACAAGUAGUUAAUAAAUGUUUAGAAAAAACGAAAAUAGGAAAUGUUAAAAAAAUUAGUGAUAUAAAAAACGUGAAAUGUAAACAUAUAUUACAAAGAUAUAAAUAUUGGUAUGUUCAAAGGAAAAAUCAAUGGGACGGGUUACAAAAACAAUAUAAAACUUAUAUAAAAAAUCACAGUUCAUCCGAAGGUGAACAACAACUACCACCAAAUGCUGAUCAAUAUAUAACAAGCAAAUGUCCAGAAUGUGAUUGUAACUAUAAGGAUUUGGAAGAAAUGUAUAAAAAAAUUACAGAAGGAAAC